AUGUUAUUAUGGAGAAACUUGGUGUAUAACAUUACCCUACCGUUUAAAAACCUCAACAAGGAGGACAGAAUCAUUCAACUAUGUCGUUUGUUUACAUGUCUUAUAGCAAUAGUGUGUUGUUUGGCAUGUAUAGUUGCACCAAGAGUCACCAAUACAACUUACGCAGCUCGUAUAAACUGUUCACAUUUGGACGUAGCUAAUGGGUUAUACGAAUCGUUGAGAAACUCUGUGACUCAAGUCUUUACGCCAGCGAUUUUCAACGAUCAGAUGAGUGGAACAGGAAAUUCGUUGACGACUAGUGAAAUCAAAUUGAUAACCGAAUAUGCUGAGACACAAGUUGCGGGUAGUCCACAGUACUGUAUUUCAUCGUUGUGGACUUGGUGCUACGGUAAUUAUGAAACAUAUACGGUAGUAGGUAAGGAUGGGGAAAUUUACACUAAAAAGAAAAACGAAGUUUUGACAUGCACUGAUAAAAGCUCCUACGUGUUUGAUUAUAUAAAUCAGUUAGAGUCCAUUGGCUUGGAGAUCAUUUUAGCUUAUGCCUACCAAAGCUCAACAUUUACCACCACACUGUAUGAAAAGCAAGUCAGUUCGAGAAACGCAAAGUUUCAGCUUGCCUUUAAUGGGAUCAUUUUCACUUGUUGUGCACAAUUUGUGAUUUUAAUAUGCAUUUUUGUCAUCUACUCCAACCGUGGCUCUUCAAGAGACUUGUCAAAGAUUCCUUCUUUGGUCUUGCAUGUUGUGACAUUGAUUUCAUUGGCCUCCUCCCUUAGUAUAAUUAUAGGACUGGCGAUGAUCACAAACUUGUUUAUUAUUACAAGAAAUGAAAUUAAGAGCAAAUUGGGCGACUUUGGUGUAACGUUUCAUAUGGGUUCCAAAUGGUUUCUGUUUUUAUCGCUUUCGGCUGUAUUUGCAACACUAUCGCUGAUGUCAUGGAUCUUUCCUAUGUGGUGUGCUAAUCCUCUGAUUAGCCUCACUGAUCAAGAUGACGUAGUGUCCUUUUAUGAAGUACCUACAAGAAGGACAGAGUUUGAGCGACACACUGAUUUCCGUGCCAAAAGAAGCACCGCCAAAUUCAAAUCUUUUGAACCCAAUAGUGGCCAUGGCAGAAACAAAAUAGGAAACAUAUUCCAUAACCCUCGUCAUUCAGCUCACCAGGACGACCACCACGAGGAAGAAAUGCGAAAGCUAGGUGAAUCAUUAUCCAAAAAAUCAUCCGUCCGAAGAACAAAGUCUUUGGGAGCUAGAAAAGCCGAACUUGAAGAGCAGGGGAUCUUGCUAGAUAAUUUUACAUUCAAAGAUGAAUAUCCAACUAUACAAGAAGAGACAUAUGAUGGAUAUUCUAGCAGGUCAGUGUCUAGAUCUGCUCUGGACAAGGUCAGCAGAAAAGUUUCUGACAAAAGACAGCGCCAUUUGAUUCGUGAAGUAAUCAAGAGCCCAUUUGACGAAGAAGAUAAAACGGAUGGUAUAUCGCCAAGAAACUCGUACCUAGAAGAUGACGAGUUGCAACUAUUGGAUAAUCAAAUGUUUAAUUUGAAAAAAUAG
This is a messenger RNA of Candida albicans SC5314, 1545 nucleotides long. It is a transcript of the gene ECM7, whose product is annotated as Ecm7p. The transcript has a single exon. Bases 1 to 1545 code for a protein of 514 amino acids. Gene Ontology annotation, cellular component: plasma membrane; cell cortex of cell tip. Lineage: Eukaryota; Fungi; Ascomycota; Pichiomycetes; Serinales; Debaryomycetaceae. The record is from RefSeq and is a predicted model, not a curated record. Gene Ontology annotation, biological process: fungal-type cell wall organization.